This is a messenger RNA of Biomphalaria glabrata, 6696 nucleotides long. Its product is annotated as retinoblastoma-like protein 1. The transcript is spliced from 26 exons. Gene Ontology annotation, cellular component: nucleus; transcription regulator complex; chromatin. The record is from RefSeq and is a predicted model, not a curated record. Gene Ontology annotation, molecular function: RNA polymerase II transcription regulatory region sequence-specific DNA binding. Gene Ontology annotation, biological process: cell differentiation; regulation of transcription by RNA polymerase II; negative regulation of G1/S transition of mitotic cell cycle. Lineage: Eukaryota; Metazoa; Mollusca; Gastropoda; Planorbidae. The coding region runs from base 123 to 3656 and encodes 1177 amino acids.
CCAUAACGGGAUUCGCUUGCCUAGCAUUAAAGAUAAAAUGUCGGUAUCGAAGAAUUAGGAGUUUUGAUAUCUGAAUCGGUAGUCUAGAUCUGUAGAUUCUAGAUCUUUAACAAACAAAAAAAAUGGGAUUAUCAGAUGAGAGUGAAGAAAAUGUAUUACAGAGAUUCGAAGAAGUUUGUUUGGACCUCAAUAUGGACACUUCAACUAAAGAAGAUGCUUGGCAAAACUAUCAAAGAAUGCAAACAAACUACAGCCUCGAGGGAGACCAGAUGCACUGGCUGGCCUGUGCUUUAUAUGAAGCUUGUCGUCGAACGUCUGUGCCUACUGUUGGGCAGGGAACUAUGGAAGGCAACUGUGUGUCGUUGACGAGAUUGCUGAGAUCAUCUAAAUUCAGCCUUAUUCAGUUCUUCAACAAGAUGAGGAAAUGGUCAGAUAUGGCUAACCUGCCCAAAGCUUUUAGAGAUAAAAUUGACAAAUUGGAGAGAAACUUUGCAGUCUCUACAGUCAUUUUUAAAAAGUUUGAACCUAUCUUCUUGGACAUUUUUAUAAAUCCUGCUCACGAGCUGCCCAGGCAACAGAGGGGUAGAAAACAGAGAGCUAUUCAUGACAAAAGGAGAAAAUGGACAAAAAAUGGAUUGCAGCUCGUAGAAGGAAGAUUACCGUGUACGGCAAAGGAAGUUUUUAGUUUCUCAUGGACAUUGUUUGUAUUAGUGAAAGGUAACUUUCCUGCCAUUAGUGAUGACCUUGUCAACUCUUAUCACCUAUUGUUAUGUUGUAUUGACUGGAUAUUCGCCAAUGCUGUAAUGGGUGGACGUAAAGAUCUUUUGAAUCGAGAAUUUGAAGGUCUACCUGAAGACUUCAAUAGUGUGAAUUGGAAACCAUCUGGGGAUCCACCUUGUAUCAUGCAGCUCCUGUGUGAAAAACAUGAUGGUCUGGUAGUUGAAGCGAAGACUAUUAAGGAGCACUGGUGGAAGCCACACAUUAAAAGAUUGUUUGAUAAAAAGAUCCUUGAUGGAAAGAGUUCUAAUCUUUCUGCCAUUCUGGAGCUUGGUCACUUUGAGGAGAAUGUUAAGAUGAUCAACAAACUUUAUGAGGAGUAUGUGCUGAGUGUUGGAGACUUUGAUGAAAGGAUCUUCUUGGGGGAGGAUGCCAGUGAAGAAAUUGGAACCCCUGGAGGACAGAACACUUCAGACUUGACAGAACAGAUGCAACGACGUUCGUUAAGACAGCAUUUUGAUGAGACUAAAUCCUUAACUCCAUCCACUCCGUUGACGGGUCGAAGAUACUUGAAAGAAAAAGAUUUGAGUGUGACCCCUGUCUCAACAGCAACUCAGAGUGUCUCACGACUGCAGACAUUGCUCUCUGGAUCAAAAACAUCUCCUUCCGACACCCUUUUGGACAUCUUCAAAAACUGUGCCAGAAAUCCUAUUGAUGAAAUAACACAGAGACUUAAAGAAAUGGGUGAAAAGUUCUGUAAACAUUAUGCCAAAUCAUCUGAUAGCCAUCCAGGAGCAACUGUGGAUUUUGCCCGUAAACGUCUUCAGCUAGGAGAGAGCCUGUAUUAUAAAACACUUGAAGGAAUUAUACAAGGAGAGAAGAGGAGACUAGGAGGAGAGCAGAAAGAAGCCAACCUAUUGGGAUUAUUAGAGAAUGACUUUUUUCAUAGGUCUCUCUUGGCUUGUUGUUUAGAGAUUGUAAUAUUCUCUUAUAAUUCUCAGCGUACCUUUCCAUGGAUUGUUGACAUAUUUGAGCUGAGUCCCUACCACUUUUACAAGGUGAUUGAGAUUAUCAUACGUGCUGAAAAGGGCUUGUCUAGGGAUGUGGUCAAACACUUAAAUCAUAUUGAAGAGAGUAUUCUGGAAAGUUAUGCAUGGAAAAAUGAUUCGCCACUUUGGGAUGCUAUCAAGGAAAAGACAGCUCCUACUUGUGAAGAAGUGACUCCUGCUAAUCAGAUGGAACUCAGUGGUAAACAAUCAGCUUUGCAAAUAGCCAAACAUCCCAGACUAAGAUCUUUAGUUGGGGAUAUAAAAUAUUUGCAAAAAAGUUCAGACCCUCUUCAGUCCCCUAUUGUUCCAAUGGCGACAGACAGAUUCAGUUCACCUUCUCCUGGCAAUGCAAAGCGUAGAUUAUUUACAACUGGACCUACCACAGCCUCUCCAUUGGUCACCAGCUCAGCAGCAUCAACUCAGAGCAGCACAUCACAGUCUAUAAAUAUUGUUUCCUCUGGCAAGGCCACCAUUGGAGGCUCCAUACUGAUGAACCAAUUGAAAGGAGGCACCACUGAUACUCUGAUUGUCUCUAACAAGCUUGCUUCAGCUCUAGCACCCACGGCUAACUCUUCCAAGGUUGACUCAGCACCACAAGUUACAGUGGCGAGCUCAGGGCUGACUUCGCCAGUGACUGGAGGACACGUUGUUGUGGCUGCUGCAGCAGGAAGUGGCACUGUGUUGACUUCUUCAGUGGGUCAACAGACAACUGUCCCUACACAGCAGACAAUAGUGGCUAUGAUGGAUGAUGGCAGACAAAUUCUUAUUCCUAUACAAAUAGCGCAGCCAUCGACUUCUGGAACAUCCACUACUUCUAUGACCUACACUACUAGUGGUACCUCUGGACAGACAUCUAGCACUAUUACAAUUACAAGCAAGUCUGGCCAGCCUAUGUUUGUGAAGUUAGAGAAAACAGAUGCUGAUCACAACUAUAACAAACCAAAGCAGACUGGCUCAUUAGCCUUAUUCUUUAGAAAGGUUUAUCACCUGGCAAGUGUAAGACUUCGAGAUCUCUUUGAUAAACUGGACAUUGAUGAUGAAGAGCUCCUGAAGAAGGUCUGGACCUGCUUCGAGUAUGCAAUGGUACACAAUGUCCACCUGAUGAUGGACCGCCACCUGGACCAGUUGAUCAUGUGCUCCUUGUAUCUGAUUGCUAAAGUGACUGAAAAGCCUUUGACUUUCCAGAACAUUAUGAAAUGCUACAGACUACAACCACAAGCACAUAGUCAUGUAUACCGCAGCGUUCUAAUCUCUUCAAGACAUCGCCAUGGUUCUGGCAGCAGUGACAGUAAUGAAGGCAGUGGCACAUCAUCUCCUGUCAAUGAAGGGAAACCUGAUAAUAAGGACAAAAAACAAGUGAGUGUUCGCUCUUCUAGCACUUUGCCUCAUCCCCAUCCCAGCAGUCAGCCCCCGACACCCACCAGGUUUGUUGGUGGGAAUCUGGAGGAUUUGGAAGAGGAGAGAGGAGAUCUCAUUCAGUUCUACAAUCUUGUAUAUCUGAGGAAAACUCGAACUUUUGCACUUAUGUUUGUGGAAAAAAAUUCUGAUCCUACUGACAAACCUAAGUUGUCUCCUCUCCCUGCCAUCCGUUGUUUGUCAUCCUCACCUCGCCGCGUCUCCAACAGUCACACUGUGUUCAUUUCACCACACAGAGCCAACACCUUGCCACCACUCCGGGGAAUGUCUUAUUCCAUUAAUCUGAGUCCAUCCAAGGAUUUGCUAGCCAUUAACAAAAUGAUAAAACAAGGAAUAUUUAAAACAUCCUCCAAGCGUGUAUUAGAAGUGGAUAAAGAUGACUCUGUCCAUAGUCCAGCAAAAAGGAUGGCUGCAGGUCAACACUUUGUGAAGAGGAUACAGGACUUACCAACGGUGGAAAACCCUAGUUUAUAGGGAGUUGACUUUUGUAGGAAAUGUUUUAAUUUAGAGUCUUUUUUUUUAAAUGGUAAUUUUAGUACCUUUCUGAUGAAAAACAUGGUUGGCAGAUCUUUAUGCCUGUUCUUUUUAUGAAAGAGAAUCGUAUGUGGAAGUAAAUAUUUUAUUCAAAUUCUUUUAUCCAAAAUGUGAUAGAUGCAAAGAAUGUAUUAUAAAAUCUGCUGUAUUAUAAAAUUUACCAUUGGUGUUACUGACAUUGACCUGUAUUUUCUGAGCCACAGUUACAGUGUCAUUAUGUCAGUCUGUGUACAAAUCGUUUCAGCUUGAAUAAAUGGCAAACACUACUGUAUGUAUAUAGACUUACAUAGUUAUAACUACACUUUUAUUUUUUAUUUCCAUAAAAGCAUUUUGGUUUAUGAAAAGGAAAACAGAAACUAAGCCUUGAACAUUUCACUUGUGUUUUAUUUGUGCCAUUGAACUAUUUUCUAACCAUUUUGCUUGCAGGCUCUUGCUGAAACCUUAUUCUAAAGGAAACCAAUUCUAGGGCAAAAAGGGCAUGGAAUAUAAUGUAUAACUCCGUAAACUGAACAUCUUUCUGUACAAAAAAAAAAAGGUGUGCUAAGUUAUUGUUUAUAAAUGCACAUAUUAAAAACAUUGAGAUGACUAAUGAGAGAACAUAAUUUUCUGGCUCAAUGAAAAGUUUUACUUUGAAAUGUUUGUUUGCUUUUCAAAUAGUUCUAGAGAAAUUGAUUUGCUCAAGCUGUGACAGUCAACACAGUGCUGUCUACAAGUGGUGGUGGUGUCUAUAUUGGUUUAGUUCACAUCUGUUUGUCUUUCUGCUUGGAGACAAUAAUAAGUUGUACUUGGUUUGUUCAAGUUAGUCCAAGCAUAAUUAGUUCUGUUGUGUGUCAUAAGACUCUCAAUACAAACUCUUAAAGAUGUUUGCAACAAAGUUUAUUUCAUAAUUCACUGAUAGCUUAUCUGUUUUCAUAGGACAUUAUACAAUUAUUUAUCAGGAACUUACAACUAUUUAUUGUUUAAUAGUUUGGAAAGUACUAAGUUUUUUUUACUUUUAAUACCUGUAGAAAAGAAAAUCAAAUGUUUUUUUUCUAAAAAAAAAAAGUUUCAUGUUAAUUCGCCAACUUGAAUGUAGCUUUGUGUAUUGUUAGUAAUGUUGAAGUUGCCUGCUGUACAGCUAAUUGCAAUACCUGCUAGUGUUAACAGACCUUACCUCACAAUGUUUCAUUAUGCAAUUGUUGUGUUGAAGGAGAGAGUGAAGUCAAUGUCUGGCAUUACAAUGUAUUAUUAGUUUUGAUCUUGAGAGCAGCUCAUCCUUUGGCUGUUUGUCACAAAUCAGUUGUUCUGUCUUUUUUAAUUGCAAAAGAUUGACAAGAAAAUAUUACAUUUUGGGGUGGGGGGUGAUUAGGGAAAUAAGUCUUUGUUUAUAUUGCAGUGCAGCACCAAUCAGUUAUAAAAAAAUGAAUGUGAAACUUGUUGCCAACUACAAACUUUCUGGUUAAAUCCAUACUUGAACUACUCUGUCCUGGCCUAAAUCUCAAUUUGAAAUAAGUGGCUUUGAUAAAGAAAUGUAGGACCAAUGAGUGUGAGCCUAUUGAAGCAAAAUGUGAAGAGUUGGCCAGACAGAUAAUGUUUGGUUAAAUUGCUAGAAACUGUUUAUCUCAACUGACAUGACCCAGUUUUUGUAGAACUAUUAAAGAUUUUUUUUCCCCCAAUUCAUGAUUGGUAAAUUCUUUGUCCAAAUUUUUUCUGAUCUGGACUGGUAAUCAAAAUAAUUGUAGAUCUUUGUUUUUACACGAAGUAAAUAAAAUAAUAAUAAUAAAAAAGAUAGUGACAAUUAGCAUCAAUUAAAAACAUAUUUGAUUAGCCUUUGAUUUUAAAUAUUGAUCGUGUGAUAAUCUAGAUAGACUUCAGUUUUUCUUUGCAUUGGACAAUAUCUAGUUAGACAGUUUAUCUAAGAAAGUCUAUUGAAGCCAAUAAAUCUCUAUCAUCUCCAAAACAACUUUUUCUCAAACAUAUGCUAUGGUGUAAUACAAACAUAAGUAACUAAAUCAAAGGUAAAUUGUAGAUAUGCUGUGUUGUAGGGAGGAGUGACAUCCUCACUUUGUGAUGUGUAAUUUGUUUUUAAUUUUGUUUUGUAUGAAGCUAUUGUUCAUGGAUGUCAAUUUUUGAAUGCUAUAACAUAGUAUGUCAUGUUUGUGUGACAGUAUGACAAAAAAAAUCUGCCUGAUACCUCCAAAUGACAUGGUACCUCUAUAUCAGUUAUGCCCACUCAGCAUCUGUUUCUGGCCUAUGACGGGGGCUAUCCUUCUCUUCGAAACAUGUGCCUACGUUGAAUAAUGAACCCUUAAUAGAUAGGUUCCAAUAGACUUUAUGGUGAUGUCCCUGUGACACAUGGUGAAAAUUUCAAGGCUCUGGGCUGAAUAAGGCUGAGCAUCACUGAUGUAUAUAAAAAUGAACAGACUCUUCUAGCCUCAUUUUGACUUUAUGCAAAGCUUGCACGCAACACUGUGCCCCAGGUUUAGUUCAUGUGUAGGCAAGUUUUAGUUUCUACCAUCAGCUGUAUUACACAAUUAUUUUUUUUUUUAUAGAAUAUAGAAAAGAGAAUUUCUUAUUUACUUGUAUGUACAUUGAAUUAUGUACCUAUCUUUGUAUUCACAUACUUUGUAUUCAACUAUACAUCCAAUAUUUUACAAUGAAUCUAGGGCCUUCCUUUCUUUACACUUCAGUUUUUAUUUGCCAACUUUACAUUUUUGUUAAAAAUAUAUUAAUGACAAUUUGUCUUUUUUUUUUCCCUUUAAUUUUGAAGGUAGCUUACUUGAUAAUAAUUUAUAAAGUCGAGUAGAAUCAGAUAUUCAAUAUAAAGUUAUGUUCUUAUUGAUAGCUAGAGUUGUUACAACUUUGUCAUAAGCACUACAACACGAACUGAUCUACAUUUUGAUCGGUGUGUUUAGGUUUUGAGAUUUUGUUGAUUUAAAAUAGUGUACAUUUGUUUUCAUAAUUUAUGAUGGGCAGACAAAAUAAACUGAUGUAAAUAUGA